This is a messenger RNA of Entrophospora candida, 169 nucleotides long. The record is from the annotation of a GenBank genome assembly. Lineage: Eukaryota; Fungi; Glomeromycota; Glomeromycetes; Entrophosporales; Entrophosporaceae.
AUAUGGUGAAACUAUUGAUUUAGAAGACAUGUCCAUGUUUAGUACCACAGAAGAAUUAAAAGAUCAUCUUAACAUGAUAAUUGGUACGGUAUGUGGAUGGAUCGAAUUCUCAUGGACAAAAAAUGGUGAAGUGAAUGGUAUAAAAAUUGAUAAAAAUUAUACAUUGUGA